AUGCCAUUCGGAUUGGCAAAUGCUCCAUCUAUAUUUCAAAGGACAAUGAAUAAAAUACUCGCAGAAGCUAAAAUAAAAUAUGCUUUAAUUUAUAUGGAUGAUGUUUUAAUUCCAGCUAAGUCUUAUUCUGAAGGAAUAAGUAGGUUGCGUGAGGUUCUAAGUUUACUACAGAAGGGGGGGCUUACCUUAAAAUUAAGCAAAUGCCAUUUCUUUUAUGAUAAAAUUGAUUUCUUAGGGUUUGAAGUUAGUGCGAACGGUAUAAGACCGGGCUAUCAAAAAACAUUAGCUAUUUCAGAAUUUCCAAAACCAAAAAAUAUACAUGAUAUUAGACGAUUUAUCGGUUUGACAAGUUUUUUUAGAAGGUUUAUAAAAAAUUUCGCGAUUAUUGCUAGGCCGUUAACUGACUUACUUAAGAAAAAUUUUUCAUGGAAUUGGACAGAUCAACAAGAAAAUUCAUUUAUUACAUUAAAAAGUAAAUUAGUGGAAAGACCUAUAUUGGCACUCUAUGAUCAAAAGCUUGAAACUGAAUUGCAUACAGAUGCGUCUAAAAUAGGUAUAGCUGGAAUCUUAUUGCAAAAAGGGGCUGAUAAUUUGUUACGACCCGUUGCUUAUUAUAGUCGAAAAAAUACUAGUGAAGAGCAAAGGAUGCAUUCAUUCGAACAAGAGACACUUGCGGUAAUAUCUUCAUUAAACAGGUUUAGAGUAUAUUUAUUAGGCAUAAAAUUUAAAAUUGUAACAGACUGUAGUGCCUUGCGUACAACAUUUACAAAACGUGAUCUUAUUCCACGUAUAGCGAGGUGGUGGAUUCAAUUUCAAGAGUUUGAUUGUGAAAUUGAAUAUCGACCAGGGAAUAAAAUGGGCCAUGUCGAUGCGCUUAGUAGGGGUCCUGUUAAUGAUUCUAAUCCGGAUACUGACUUACAAAUAUUAGACGUAUUAAAUUUCACCACUGAAGAUUGGAUAGCUACUAUACAGAAUAAUGAUGAGGAAAUUAAGAGAAUAAAGGAAAUACUGGAAUCAAAAAAUACUAAAGAUACCGUUGAUAUAUAUAAUAAUUAUCAGUUGAAAGGUUUACAGACCAACUGUAAGGUUUACAGAAACAUAGAUGGAGGUAUUAGAUGGGUUGUACCAAGGGGUGUUCGAUGGCAAAUUCUACGCAUGAAUCACGAUGAUAUCGGUCACUUCGGAUUCGAAAAAACUCUUGAACGCGUAAGAUCUACAUAUUGGUUUCCUAAAAUGAGAAAAUUUAUUAAGAAAUAUUGUAAUUCAUGCCUAGAAUGUGCAUAUCAUAAAGUUCCGGGAGUUCUGUCGUCCGUGUUGUCGUCCGUCUGGCGGUUUAUCGCAACCGCGUUUAUAUCUGCAGGAGAACCAAUAAUCGGUGGAGUAAGAAUUCAUGAAUGGAGAUCACAGUUAGGCUCACAAUUUGUGCCUGCUAUAAGAAGCGAUGACUUGCGUCGUACAUUGGAUACGGCAUUGAACCAAACA
Brenthis ino (lesser marbled fritillary) is the source of this 1482-nucleotide messenger RNA. The record is from the annotation of a GenBank genome assembly. Lineage: Eukaryota; Metazoa; Arthropoda; Insecta; Lepidoptera; Nymphalidae.